Molecule: messenger RNA, 3674 nt
Organism: Aricia agestis (brown argus)
Lineage: Eukaryota; Metazoa; Arthropoda; Insecta; Lepidoptera; Lycaenidae
Gene: chif
Product: protein piccolo
Exons: 6
Coding region: 427-3108 (893 amino acids)
Biological process (GO): positive regulation of nuclear cell cycle DNA replication; regulation of cell cycle phase transition
Cellular component (GO): Dbf4-dependent protein kinase complex; nucleus
Molecular function (GO): nucleic acid binding; zinc ion binding; protein serine/threonine kinase activator activity
Source: RefSeq, a predicted model, not a curated record
CAGAAUCUUGCUCCCUCCCUAGCGACAGUAGCGCCGCUGGUGAAGAAAACAUAAACUAAAACAAAAUAUCUCCAUCUUGUGUGACAGAUUUGUGUUUGUUGAUACUUUUUCGAUUUUAUUAGGCAAAUGUGUAUAAAAACUGCUGAAAACUAUCAAAAACAUUGCAUAAACUGGUUAUUAACACAUAGUGUAAUUAAUAAAGUGGUUUCUUUAAGUUUAUAUUACAAUAAUUGUAUUGUAAUACUGGUAGUGACGAAGUACCCGUCUCCGACUAGUAUAUAGUUACUUAUUUUUGCGAUAAGCGGCGCGCGGGGCUCCGCGGCCUGUUUUAUUCGUGAGGAAGUGUUCCUAUCGUCACGGGUGACACACGUGGUGGGGGAGGGCCGAGCACGAUGCUUGCGUCGUGACGGUACCCGAGCUGAUGCCAUGCUGGAGCGGCUGCGAGUCCAGCCGCUGUCCACACAACACAACUACGUGCAACUCACUGUGCAGAAGGCUGUAAGUCUUUUGGAUAAACUGUAUGACACAUUCUUCACCAGAGCUCGUAAAGCGCAUGUCAACUACUUCAGUAAACCUUAUAUCAAGAUAGAGUUUUUGGACAAGGCAUGCAGGCCUAUUUACAAGGAGUUUGAUAAAUGGCCACGAAUAUCUCUAGAACACGAUCUGCCAAAAGAGAAUAAGGAAAAGAAAGAGAAAAAUAAAGUGGAACCACUGGAAAAGAGUGAACAAAAAAUGACAAGGAAAAGUCGGCCAAGUCGGAAAGCUGGAUACUGUGAAAUGUGUAAUACUGAUUAUGUAGAUGCAGCUCUUCAUAGACGGUCUCCACACCAUUUGGCAUUCGUUAGAGAUCAUACCAACUUCAUUGCCCUGGAUUCGCUCAUAUCUUCUGGAGCAGACGUGGCAACAUUCCUCGACAAGGCCACUCCAGUAAACGGGGAGAGGAGGUCCCUUAGAAAACUUUGUAACGGAGACGCCGAGAAGAAAAGGACAAAGCAAUCUCAAUCACCAGAUUUGAAUGGAAGUGUUAGCCCAAAACGUAACGGAUUAGAAGAGGAGAGAAAACAUAACACAAGGUGUAGCAAAAGGACGAGUGAAUCCCAACCUUCAGAAGACCGACAGUAUUAUAAAGUAGUAGGAGUUAGUACAAAACUAAGGUCGAGUGGCGGAUUUGCCAAGCAAAAGGAAUCGUCGCCCACUGUCAAUGGAACUAAGCCUAUAGUCGUUAAAUUUAGAAAAGUGCGCAGAUCUGAAUUGUCCGUUCUCAGCGACGAAGCUGAGCAGUUCAUGUUCCCUAAGAGAGCGAGUUCUACAAGUUCAUCUUCAUCAGACGAUGAUGACAAAGAUGACGCGCUACCACUGAAGCGCAAAACACCUCCUCAACCGCCACCGUCCAUUGAGAGGCAGCGUCAAGCUAGGCCUAUAGCACUAAAGGAGGAAUCGUCGGAAGAAGAUAUGUGGCCAGAAGAUAAAAGAAGAAGGAAAAGAAAAGUGCCGCCAGUAGCUAAGCGGUCGCGCAGAGUCUCCAAUAAACCGCCACUGCUCGAAGUCGCCAUCCAACCCCCUGAACCAGAGCCUAAAGUCGAGGAGGCGGAAAUUCCGCCUUCAUUGACCGAGGAGACUCCACAGCCUGAGGCUGAAAUUAGUCCCCUUCGAGAGGAGCCUAUAGAAAAAUGUAUGAAAUGGGAGGACGGCAAACUGAAAUAUACACCAGCUGUGGAGCAACUAGAAUUCGCUUUUGAGUCUGUCCCCAAAAGUGAGCCAUGGUUUGAAACAUUUAAAAGACAAGAUCAAAAUAAAGUAGUUGCAAAAAAUGUUCCUAGAUAUUUUGCAUUAUACUCCAAAUCUCCAAAGUUACCUUACGAAAUUGGCCAGUUACCACCACUGAAGCCAAACUGUUGUCCUCUUAGUGACUUAGUGAAACAACGAGAAGAGAAGCCUGGGCCGUCUCGGUCGUAUGGUACUAGGGGAAUGAAGAAGGAGAAGAUGAGAAAACGCACCGCCGCCAUUUUAGCUCUCGAGAGUCACCCUCGAAAGUCACCUAGAGAACAUGCCUCGACUCUCGCGAUACUCGGCUCGGCUGGUCUGCUGCACAGGAGACGCAACGGCGAUGAUGCGAAAUCGACGGCCUCCGAGGAUACGCUAAGUGACACGCACAGUCAUCUAAAGAUUGAACUUCCACUCCUAUCAGAAAAUCAAGAAGCAUCAGAGAGGCUGCAGCAAUUUUUAUCUGAAGUUUUUGAUGACCCCGCAGACCUCGAUGUGUGCGAUGAGCUGCUCGACAAUAACACAAAUAUCAUCGUCGGCAAAGAUGUCCCAGAUGUGUCGAGUUUAGUGUCCGAGUGUGAAGGUUGUGAUAUCAUACGUAAUGAGAUCGAUGCCACCGUUGCCAGCCAACCGAAGAGCAGAAGGGGAAAAUUCAAAAAGAAGAAUAAAACUGGGUGGCCUAACAAGAGAAAGACGAAAAAGAAUUCUAGCGCAAGCAGUACAGAAACAGAUCUUAAAACUGAAAGUACGGGCAGGUCUUCUAUUGAGCCCCCCGAUGACGAAACGACGCAAAGCUCCAUUAGCGAGGAGGACACCAUUUUAUCUGAAACUGAAAAGGAUGAGAGUACGGUUAUAGAAAAGUCAGAUAACGACUCUAGAAAUUCAACCGUAGAAACGAUGGAUGUCGACUCCGAGGGAAAAGACUCCGAAGAUCAACCCUUGAAACAUACUCUUAGAAAAUCCAAACUAGAUCUUAAGAAUAGUACAAAAGACGAUAAAACUUCAUCUCAGUCAUCAGAGGAUUCUCAGGACAAAGACGUAAAACAGAAAAAGAAAAAAGGACUAGAUAGACUGAGCGAUUGGCCCAAGGAUGAGGAGCAGUCGAGUAAGCUCACACUAAGAAAGUCAAAAGUAGAAUUAAAGGAUAGUGACAAGGAUGAUGAUAAAACAUUGUCGAAUUCCUCCGAAGAGUCUGAGGAUAAGGAGAAAUCUAGAAAGAAGAGAAAGAACUUUGAUGGAAUGGGUGGGUGGUUACAGCCUAUAGUGAGGGUAGCAAGAGUGGAUCCUAACGCUGGUCGGAGACUACGGUCGGCAGGCCGAGUGCGGGGAAGUCGUUUUAGAUAGCGUUCGGUUUGUGUUAGAAUAAGUGGAUGAAAACUUUAAAUUUAAAGACAUUUAAACUUUGAUCUUAAAAACACUUGUGUCUUCCCAUUCUAUAAUGUGGAAUCUACAAAUUGACGUACGCAAGUUUUGUAAACUUACAAUAGAAAUGUUACAUGAAUAUGUAUAUUAUAAUUGUAACUAUCACUAAUAUCAGAUUUAUUUAAAUAGUACUACCCUGUUUAUAUCACUAAACAAAAACCUACACAAAAACUUAAAAAUCAUUAGACUUUGUUCCUUGUAAGUUGUAGGAACUGACAAUUCAAAUAUUUAUUUGUAAAGCUACAUAUGAGAUACAUUUUAAUUUACUAAAGAGGACAUUUCAAUAUAUUGCUGUAAGACAUAACUUCCUACUAAGAAAUAAGUUGAUAAAGUAUUGUAUUAAAGAGAACAACAGCUUUUGAUGUCAGUAUAGAACAGUGGUCCCCAACCUUUUUUUCAUGCGGGCCACAAACAUGUCUUUGUCUUGGUGUUGCGGGCGCAACAAAAAUUUUUAGGGUUAAAAAAUAAUGUUCUUCAAAAUUAAUUAU